AUGGCCGAGGACGCUCCUACAUCCAUGGACCCGGGCGUGCUCCCAAAGCCUGCAGUCACAAACACAGUCUCAGAAGAGCCGUUUGAUGGCAAGGAAGAAUGGAAACACCGUCCACCUUAUGCGCUCCGGUCGAUGAAGGAAUUUGGCGAGGUGAAAUGGCGAGGUAGCUGCCAGUGCGGACAAGUCACCUAUAUGCUGAACAGGGAUAAGCCACUCGCGGCGAAGUUCUGUCAUUGCAGAGGAUGCCAGGUUAUGCAUGGCGCUCCCUUUCAAUGGGCUGCCAUUUUCCACAAGGAGGACAUGAUGUUCAAGAAUGGCUCCCGGGGGUUAUCUUUCUAUGCCUCUGGUGAGAAGAGCCGCGACUACCAGACCCCGACAAAGGUUUCUUGCGCCUGGUGUCGAACACCAAUCAUGGACGAAGGCCGCAAGGUCGUCUUGAUUUUCCCCGAGUUGAUCGAUUUCGGACACACAGAUGAGGAGCAAAGAGAACGGAGAGAGGUAUUCGAGGUUAAUUGCCACAUCUUCUACAGUAAGCGUAUAGUCGAGAUCCCAGAUGGGAAGCCAAAAUGGUCAGGGUUGGAUAACGAAAGUGAGCUCCUAGACGAUGCGGGCCACAAACUAUAA
Paecilomyces variotii is the source of this 624-nucleotide messenger RNA. Its product is annotated as Mss4-like protein. The transcript has 3 exons. Lineage: Eukaryota; Fungi; Ascomycota; Eurotiomycetes; Eurotiales; Thermoascaceae. The record is from RefSeq and is a predicted model, not a curated record. Gene Ontology annotation, molecular function: carbon-sulfur lyase activity. The coding region runs from base 1 to 624 and encodes 207 amino acids.